AUGUCGCAACAGGCCCUUCUCGGCCUCCUUAUGAUCGGGUCGUCCGCCCUGGCCCAGAAGAUGGAAGCUCCUGAAGUGGGUCUUACAUUUAACUACGGUUCUGACAAGGUCCGUGGUGUUAACCUUGGUGGCUGGCUUGUGCUGGAGCCCUGGAUCACCCCAUCAAUUUUUGAUGCCGCUGGUGAUGCUGCUGUUGACGAGUGGUCUCUGUGUAAAAUCUACGGUGCUGAUCAGUGCCGUACUGUUUUGCAAAAGCACUGGAGCACCUUCAUCACACAAGAUGACUUCCACCAGAUUGCCGCUGUCGGCAUGAACCAUGUCCGUAUCCCUGUCGGCUACUGGGCCCUAACACCCCUGGAGGGUGAUCCGUACGUCAAUGGCCAGCUGGCCUAUCUUGACCAGGCUGUUGAUUGGGCUCGUGGUGCCGGUCUCAAGGUGAUGGUUGAUCUACACGGAGCUCCUGGCUCUCAGAAUGGUUUCGACAAUAGCGGUAAACGUGGCGCUAUUCAGUGGCAGACCGGCGACAAUGUAAACCUUACCCGCUUUGCUUUCGAAACUCUGGCUGCCCGCUACGGUGGUGAUGCCGAUGUCGUGACUGCUGUUGAGGCCCUGAACGAGCCUAGCAUUCCCGGUGGAGUGAAUGAGGAUGGCUUGAAGCAGUACUACUAUGAUUCCUGGGGUGUUGCCCGUAAGGCUAGCCAGAACACCACCGUUGUUCUUCACGACGGUUUCAUGCCCACUGAGUCCUGGAACGGAUUCAUGAGCGAGUCGACUGGUUUCUUUUACGUCAUGAUGGACACUCACCACUACGAAGUCUUUGAUUACGGCCUGCUCGCCUUGGACCCCGCCUCCCACGUGAGCACUGCUUGCGGUUUCGUCAGCGACCACGUCCUGCACUCCGAUAAGUGGACGGUUGUUGGUGAGUGGACCGGUGCCAUGACUGAUUGCGCCAAAUAUUUGAACGGCAAGGGUAUCGGUGCUCGCUACAACGGUACCUUUGACGCCAGCCAGGGCGCCAUUGGCAGCUGUGAUGGCAAGUCCGUUGGCAAAACGGCCAACCUUUCUGACGAGGACCGUACCAACAUCCGCCGCUUCAUUGAGGGGCAACUUGACGCGUAUGAGAAGGGCAGUGGCUGGCUCUACUGGACCUGGACCACAGAGGGCGCCCCUGAGUGGGACAUGAAGCAGCAGCUUGCCGCCGGUGUAUUCCCUAACCCCGUCACCAGCCGCCAAUUCCCCGGCCAGUGCUAA
Molecule: messenger RNA, 1251 nt
Organism: Penicillium maclennaniae
Lineage: Eukaryota; Fungi; Ascomycota; Eurotiomycetes; Eurotiales; Aspergillaceae
Gene: exg1
Product: glucan 1,3-beta-glucosidase
Exons: 3
Coding region: 1-1251 (416 amino acids)
Biological process (GO): glucan catabolic process
Cellular component (GO): extracellular region; cell surface
Molecular function (GO): glucan exo-1,3-beta-glucosidase activity
Source: RefSeq, a predicted model, not a curated record